Aspergillus candidus is the source of this 839-nucleotide messenger RNA. RefSeq names its product Sm-like protein LSM2. NCBI's taxonomy places the organism in Eukaryota, Fungi, Ascomycota, Eurotiomycetes, Eurotiales, Aspergillaceae. Gene Ontology annotation, biological process: mRNA splicing, via spliceosome. The record is from RefSeq and is a predicted model, not a curated record. The transcript has 3 exons. Gene Ontology annotation, cellular component: Lsm1-7-Pat1 complex; catalytic step 2 spliceosome; P-body. The coding region runs from base 150 to 446 and encodes 98 amino acids. Gene Ontology annotation, molecular function: RNA binding.
CGACGACCUAGUUUCUUCUUUCUUCAGGAUCACGCUUGAAGACCGCUCCUAUCUAGUUUCAUGAGGCCAUGCGAACGCGACAUCUACAACAACAUAAAUAACAACAACGAUAACACCCACCGCAAAACUAACGACACCCCGCCGCAAUCAUGCUCUUCUUCAGCUUCUUCAAAACCCUCACCAACCAAACCGUAACCAUCGAGCUCAAAAACGACAUCCGCAUCCGCGGCACCCUCAAGUCCGUCGACCAGUACCUGAACAUCAAGCUCGACGACGUCGACGUGCUCGACCUCGACAAGUACCCGCACCUGUCGUCCGUCAAGAACAUGUUUAUCCGGGGCAGUGUGGUGCGCUAUGUUGUGCUGCCGCGGUCGGAGGUUGAUGUGGGGUUGUUGGAGGAUGCUACGCGGAGAGAAGCUGCGAAUCAAGCUGGGAAGGCGAGAUGAGUGGUUAUUUUCGGGAUUUUCCGUCCUUUUUUUCUUCUUCUUCUUAUCUCUCGCUUUCGACUAAACAGACCACGGCGCUAUUCCGAUACACGCCGCACUGCAGGGGUAUCACCAGUUUGGUCUAGAGGAGGGCGCGGGGUAUCAUGUGUGGAACGUAGGAUACUAUCAACGAGGAUACCAGAUAUCAACGAGGCCGGGGCGAUUACGACUGACGAAUUCAAAACAGUCGGGACCACCACAGGGUCGAGGAUGGGGCGUUUUUGUUUUUGGGCGUGCUGCUAUCAGUGUCUAUGUCUAUGUCUAAUUGUCUUAUCAUGAACCAUCCAUCGUCUGCCGCUUGGCUAAUACCAUCUAUGUGUCGUUCUGGUGGACGACUGUUUUGAUAUAGACGGC